Molecule: messenger RNA, 1845 nt
Organism: Selaginella moellendorffii
Lineage: Eukaryota; Viridiplantae; Streptophyta; Lycopodiopsida; Selaginellales; Selaginellaceae
Product: cell cycle serine/threonine-protein kinase hsk1
Exons: 16
Coding region: 21-1763 (580 amino acids)
Biological process (GO): protein phosphorylation; mitotic DNA damage checkpoint signaling
Cellular component (GO): nucleus
Molecular function (GO): protein serine/threonine kinase activity; ATP binding
Source: RefSeq, a predicted model, not a curated record
CGCGCGACCGUGGCGUGGCGAUGGCGGGAUUCUCCAUCGCAUUGCUCUCGCGAUUUCGCGGCUACAUUCGCAGGAAGCUGGAUGUGGAUCCAUCGCAGGUAGGCAGCUGUCUGGAGAAAAGAAGGCGACCAGAGGAAGAGCCGCCGCCUCCUCUCAAGGGAAAAGCCAGAAGGCUCUUCAUCUCCUGCCCUGACGCCGAUAGGUGCGAUCCUGGUGCUGUGGAGUGCGAGGCAAAAGAAGAUCUGGAGGUCUCCCGCGCCAAUCGAGACGGUAAUCAGGGCAAAGGAAAUGGUGUCGCCGCGGACGUGGAUUCUUUGCCGGUAGAUCAAAGGGCUUGUCUCGAAGCCCCAAAUCCAGAUCUCCAAGGUGAGACUGUCCUCGAAUUCGAGGCUUCAAAUUUAGUUCCCGACAACGAGGAUCAAAGGCAAGAGGUCGCUCAUGAGCUUGUUCCGAUAGCGCCACACAGUGAUGAUGCUAAAGCCAUCGACGAAGUUUUCCACCAUAGAACAAAGGGACCAAUCCCCAUUCCAAAUUUGCAGAACUACAGGAUAGAAGGCGUGGAAGGCUCGGGAGCUUAUAGCGUGGUUUUUAAGGCGAGGCGCUUUGGAGAUGGCCGGCUCUUUGCUAUCAAGUGUCCACUUCAAGGAGAUAAAAUUGCUGCGAGUGUUGACAAGGAGAUAAAAUUGCUGAAGUUGUUUGGAGGCAAGCACAGCAUAAUCAGAUUGGAGGAAGUCAUUAGAGACGGUGAAAAGCAAUAUCUUGUUCUGGAACAUGUCGAAUACGACAGCAUUCAGUCGCUGAAGAAAGAUAUUAGUAUGAAUGAUCUCCGAUCGUAUGGUUUUCAUCUGUUCAAAGCGCUGAAUUACAUGCACCAAAAGAACGUUAUACACAGGGAUGUGAAGCCAGGAAAUUUUCUCUAUUCAAGGAAAAGCAAAGUGGGGCAUUUAGUAGAUUUUAAUCUUGCAUUGGAUCUCGCUGGAAGGGCUAAAAGAAGACUGCCAAACCAAAACAGACAGAUGCAAUGCAGUCUGCCAGCCGACAUUACUUUCACAGAGGAACGGAACGCCUUAUUACAGUGCUCUCGACUGGAGGCAGACGCCGAAGAUUUCGAUAAAAUGCUAAAGAGAUUACGUUCGGCUGACUAUAAGUCUCAGGAACACAUGCAGCCCGUCCAGAUGACAAGAAAGCCUCUCAGGGAAUAUGUGACGAGCAAUAUUCCUUCCAACCAGGCUCGCAAGAGAGUGGGUUUGAAGCCGACGUUAGUCACAGAUAUCAAGCCGCUCGCAACAAUCUAUCCGUCUUGUUCUCUCGACCGACGGAGAAUAGCUUGCGUUGGAACAAAAGGAUAUGGGGCCCCAGAGGUUUUGCUGGGUUCUCCACAAACUGUAAAGGUUGAUAUCUGGUCCGCUGCCGUAACGCUACUCCAGAUCGCAACUGGAAGGCUGCCCUUUUCUAACGGUGGAGUCCCCAAGACAAUCCAGGAGAUUGCAAAGCUAUGUGGUACAAGGGAGUUGAAAGAACUCGUGGGAACCAAAAAAACGUGCUUCCUUGAGGAACUUAAGCACGAUUGUGAUGGUACCUCCAUAUCCGAGUGGAUCAAAUCACCUGAACUACCUUCUUCUUUUCUCGACCUGAUCAGCAAGUGCCUGAAAGCUAACCCCGAAGAGAGGAUAAGCGCUCGCGAGGCAAUGCAGCACGAGUUUUUCUCUCCUUGUUUGAGAGCAAGGAAAGCUCCUGAGCACCGGCUGCCUCUACGCGCUUGAACGAGACAAACCGUGCACGACCGACCAGCCAAGGUAGUGGCGCCAGUUAGCAACGCUCUGGAACCAGCACUCACCAUGGAAG